AUGAAGCGGCUUACGCUUUGUGAAGAUUCAACUGCUUGCAGCUUCCGGAAUAAGAUACGGAUUGUUAAGUCUGCUGUCAUGGACCCUUAUGGAGCAGUAUCGACAGAUCUAUUCGACAUACCAGCUGCAGAACAAGAAAUAACUGUUGGGUCUAAUGAUCAACCAAUUGUAUCAGGCAAUGCGAAUUUACCAGGAGUUGGACAUUCUGCUGUAUCUAGUGCGGGAACCAUCACUAUGGGAGCAGAUGGAACCUUACACUUUCAAAAGGCAUCAUCUGGUCAACAAGGCCCACGCGUCAUAAUGUUACAGAGGAGUGCCCCAGGGUCUGGACCGACUGUGCCGAACUCGCCGGUUCAACGUCCAGGAUUAAAGACUGUGAAGAUAAUUACUGUUCCGGGUCAAGGUGCUGGAGGUAAACCUCUAAAGGCAGCAGUGAUACCAAUGCAUAUGCUCCAAAGAACUGUCAAAAUACUUCCUGCUGGGUUAUCAUCUGGUCCCACAGUCUUGACCGGUGCUACCACUAUUACACCUGUGAGACCUGGCACGCUGAUUUUUUCUGGUGCUCCGUCGACACAGUUCACUGGAUCUUCUGUCAACUAUCAAAGUUCUGAGGAUGUUGAGAAUCAAAUGAUUAUAGGGUCUGGAGGUGAAAUUAUUAACGGAGCUCCUCACGGUGUCCUUACAACUUCUGGUUAUUACGAUAUAAAUAUGCAUAAUGCCGCUGGCUUCGAACACUCAGCCAGUCCGGCUGGUCGUGAGGAGGGUGAAGAACAAGAACAGGUUACAACCGGUCUGAAAACCAAUGGUCUUCGACGUUAUGCCCGUUGUGUUUGUAACAAGGUUAAAGAGAAAGGUAUAACUUCCUAUAGUGAGGUUGCUGAUGAGCUUGUACACGAGUAUGCUGCUGAACAUCCCAUGAUUCCAUCUGAACAACUUCAUUAUAUUCAGAAGAAUAUUCGUCGGCGCGUUUAUGAUGCAUUAAAUGUUCUAAUGGCCUUAAAUGUACUUCAAAAAGAGAAAAAGGAGAUCCGUUGGGUUGGACUGCCCGUAAAUAUGAUAGAAGAAUGUCGGCGUUUGGAAGAAGAGCGUGAAAAGCGACAGAUUUCUCUGCGGAAUAAAACUGUUGAAAUACAAGAUCUCAUCAUGCAAUUGAUUGCUUUUAAAAACCUUGUAAUGCGCAAUAAAAUCAAUGACCGUUGUAGACGUAAUGGUAUGGUUUCAGAAUCUAACACUUGUGGUGGAUCACGUAACAUCAAUACUGAUUCAGAUAAAAUGACAUCUAAUGGUACUUCGAAAAUUCGUAAUGAAAAGAUUCCUUUGCCAUUUUUGGUGAUAUCCACUCACAGGAAAACUGUUAUUGACUGCAAUAUAUCUACUGAUAAGUUGGAAUAUUUAUUUAAUUUCGAUCAAGCCUACGAGAUACGUGAUGAAGUUGAUACCUUAAAACGCAUGGGUUUAAUGCUUCGCCUAGGUACUAUUCAUUGUACACAAGAGGAGUAUAAUCAAUGCUUAGAGUUAGUACCACCAUCUCUAAGAUUUUAUGUAGAGGCCAUUUACGAACGACGUCAGGCCAUUGUACCUGACUUUGAGGCGCUUCAUCAACAAAGAAGGUUAUUCGUUGAAGCCAGAUUAGCUGCUGCGGCUGCAGCCGGUCAUACUGAUGAAGGUGGUGACUCUAUGGGAUCCGGUGGUCAUGGAGGGCCAGUUAACGUGCAUCAACAGUUAGAUCACUCUUUACGUAGUAGUCAGCGAUCACCACUCGAUACCAACUCUCAUUAUACUAGCUUGUUCGAUACAACGAAUACAAAUGUAAAUGAAGGUGGUUUACGGCAACUUUAUUUAAAUCGAAGUCCAGACGAUGAAGACGGUGGUCAUAUUUCUGGAUCUGUUUCUAAUAGUGGGUUUGUGCCUGGUGAUACUCAGCAUUAUGCUCGUGCAGCCGCAUCUCGUGGUUAUGUUGUACCAGGUGGUCCAGGCGGACUUUUACGCCAUCGACAGCAUACUCCAUCUUCCGGAGUCUCUAGCAUUUUAAACCGUCAGUUUAGAAGUGAUGGAGCUUCUCGCAUGGGUUCGUCAACCUUGAUCAGAACUCUAAUUAGUGAUAGCCGUGAAAUGGCUUCUUCCACGAGCUUUUCUACAAAACAGUCAACGAAUUCUGACGUUGGACUAUAUCGACCACCUUGUAAGUAUGGGAGAACUUGUUAUCGAAAAAAUCCUCAACACUUUGAAGAAUUUUAUCAUCCAGAUAAUGAAGUAUUGGUUGGGCACCAUACUACAAACACAAACAGCACCAAAGAUUCAGAAGACGUAUCAACCAAUGAAAAUUUCUAUGGCAUUUAUCUCUUUCGCGUAUCUGGUGUAAAGUACGGUAGAAUUCCUACCAUAACCUUAAAGGAAAUUCUUAAUUCCUCUGAUGAUGAACUUGUAUCUUCAAUUCAAUUUAAUUAUAUGUUUGAUAUACCAUGGCUAAGGGAACAAUAUCCUGAGCGCUUCAGAUCACUACCACUCACUAUUGUACACGGUUUCCAAGGGAAAAUGAAAAAAUCAUUAGAUGAAUCUGCUGCAAAUUACAGUAAUAUACGAAUUUGUCAAGCCCAUAUACGUUUGCCAUACGGUACACAUCAUACAAAAAUGAUGAUGCUCAAAUAUAAAGAUGGUUUAAAAAUUAUCAUUCAUACAGCGAAUAUGAUAUCAGAUGAUUGGGAUCGAAGAACUCAAGGAAUUUGGAUUAGCCCGAAAUUAAAGUUAUUAAGCACGGAACAACUGAAGCACUUGAAUGAUACAGAUUCAAGAACUAAUUUUCGUGCAGAUCUACUUGAGUACUUAAAAUCAUAUGGAAGAGAUUUAACCCAGUCAACCAGUUCACCCUUAUUUGAAUGGAUUAAUUGUUUGCACAGUUAUGAUUUUCGACCAAUUAAGGUUGUAUUAAUUGCGUCAGUCUCUGGAAGACAUGUUGGCGAGUCACUAAACAAAUUUGGUCAUACACGUUUAGGAGAGGUAUUACACACAUGUAAUAGUCAAAUACCUUCGUCUUGGCCAGUGAUUGGCCAGUUUUCAAGCAUUGGUUCUUUAGGUCUUAAACCUACGGAUUGGUUUACCACUGAAUGGUCAUCAAGUUUAGCCGGUAGAGGUGCCAGAGGCUUACGAAUGAUUUAUCCGUGUGUUGAAGAUGUUCGUAAUAGUUUGGAAGGUUAUUUUGCCGGUGGAUGUUUACCAUAUACAAAGAGAACAGCUGAAAAACAACCAUGGCUUUGUCAGUUCUUUUAUCGCUGGCAUGCUUUUGAACAUAGUCGAUGUGCUCCUCACAUUAAGUCAUACACUAGGAUAUCACCAGAUGGUCAACAGAUAGGAUGGUUUCUUCUGACUAGUGCAAAUCUUUCAAAAGCUGCUUGGGGUGCCUAUGAAAAAUCAAAAACUCAAUUGAUGAUUCGUUCAUAUGAACUGGGUGUGCUGUUUUUGCCAACAAAUUAUAAGGUUGGUGUUUUUUCCCCGUUUUUGUUUUUCUCAGGCUAUGAGGUACACGAUUUUAUGAGUGAACAUUUGUGAUUCGUAGGAGGGGGGGAAAUUGAUAAACCGAAUAAUAAGCAUUUUCAAUUUGGACCGGAAAGGAAUCAGCCCAUUCAUUUGAAGUUUUAAAAAACAAUGCAAAAUAUUCUCAAUCAUCAACUGAUGGAUUACUACCCUUUCCUAUUCCAUAUGAAUUACCUCCAGUGAAAUAUCAAUCAAACGAUGAACCAUGGAUUUUGGAUAAACCUCAUAGUCUACCUGAUAUAUUUGGUCAUAUUUGGGAGCCCUCUUGAAUACUUUAUGAAUAAAUUGAUUUUUUUUUCUCCCUAUUUCUGAAGGCAAUAAAUUUGUUUGUAAUUCCUUUCAAAUAUUUCCAUGAUAUGAUCAUGGUUUAUAAUGGAUCGGUUAUUCCUUCUUUGAAUUGAAUAUACCUCUUUAAUAAUGUAUACUCUUUUAUAUAAGAUGAUUCUUAAUUCUACAUUUAAUUAAGAGUUAUUUAUGUGUUUCUUAUCGAGAGAGAGAGAGAGAACGAAAGAAAAAAGGAGGGGGAAAGAGAAAUAUAGACAGCUAAACAGAAAAGUAACUAAUCUAUCUAAACUGUGUAUCACUCAGAAUUGUUUUUAAUUUAAUUAAACAUUUUUUUAUAAAAAAAAAGAAGACCUAUCCUUCCUUUUACAAUGCGUUCAUCUUCAUUUUGUAUACAUUGGCAACCCGGUAUAAUUCUUCUGAAUUUAUUAUUAUUAUUAUAACUAAAGUUUGUAAAAAUAAAUUACAAGAAACUCACUUUGAUAUGACGUAUAAUUUUAUUCGUUUGUGUAUAUAUUCAUUUUAGUUAGUUUGUGAAUGUAAUAUUUAGAUUAAUUAUAAAGGCCCUUAAGUUAUAAUUCUCACUUAAUCAAUUUGGAGUUGGAAAGUUAUUCAGUAUAUCAUUAGUAUUUUCCUAACGGGUAUAAAAUUAAAUUGCAUUUAUUGUUCGUUUUGAUAUCCUGAUAGAUCUUACUGAGAAUGCAUAAU
This is a messenger RNA of Schistosoma mattheei, 4521 nucleotides long. Lineage: Eukaryota; Metazoa; Platyhelminthes; Trematoda; Strigeidida; Schistosomatidae. The record is from the annotation of a GenBank genome assembly.